UUUUUUGUCCACGAGCAGAAUACUUAGAGGCACUGCUGAGAACUGUGGGAGCUUUGGAGAUUAGACUUUCAUUUUGAUUAUCGCUGCAAGAAUUCGUGGACCUCGCGACGCUUUGUGGUAGUACUGGGUACUAGACAUGGCCAGUCUAGGUCGGACGCUCCGGACAGUGUGGACAGCUUUCGUCGCUGCAGUUGGGCGAAUGGACAAGUCGCUUUCGCCGUAUGAUACCAUCCAAAAGUUUCGAAAACACAACUUUGUCCUUUCCGACUCGAUAUACCUCUUCGAGAUCUUCCUCGCGACGUUCUGGGUAGCCAUCAUGCAAGCCCCAAGCUUCCCGCUCAAACUGCUGCUGCCCAUCCUCUACUCCGUCCUCAUUCUCAUCCCGUUCACAUCCCAGUUCUUCUUCCCUGCGACACCGAUUCUGCUGUGGGUUUUGUCGUGGUAUAGCAAUCGCUUCAUUCCCUCCGACUACCGGCCUGACAUCUCGGUCGUACUCCUGCCGACGCUCGAGUCCGUGCUGUACGGCGCGAACAUCUCAGACAUUCUCACGCGUUUCACACAUCCUAUACUGGACAUCCUCGCGUGGAUACCGUACGGCGUCGGUCACUACUCUAUUCCGUUCGUCGUCGCAGCGUUCCUCUGGCUCUUCCGACCCAAGGAAGCUCUACACGAAUGGGGGCGCAUCUUCGGAUACAUGAAUCUCCUUGGUGUGCUCAUCCAGAUUUUUUUCCCUUGCGCAGCGCCAUGGUACGAAGUCAUCCACGGCUUGACACCCGCGAACUACAACAUGCCCGGCUCGCCCGGUGGACUGCUGCGGAUCGACAAGCUGUUCGGUGCGAACGGGUACAACACCGCGUUCACCAACUCUCCCCUUGUCUUCGGCGCAUUCCCGUCGCUGCACUCCGCAUGUGCCUGCCUCGAGGCGCUCUUCAUCUCGCACUUCUUCCCGUGGACGACGCGCUACGUGUGGGCGUACGCGGGCUUGCUCUUCUGGUCGACGAUGUACAUGACGCACCACUACCUGAUCGACGUCGUCGGCGGCUCGUGCCUCGCUGUCGCUGCCUUCUACCUGCUGCUCCCCGACGAGCUCAAGGGCGCCGCCGCAACCGCGCCGCCUGGCGGGCUCGCCGCGCGCCGGAGCAAGUACGAGAUCUACGACAUCCCCGAGGGCGAGCGCCCGCGCGCCGGCGACGCGUACGACCUCGACGAGCUCGACGAGCGCGAGAGCGACGAGGAGGUCGACAUCACGUACCGCUCGCCCGUGCCGCCCGCGCCCGGAUCCGCGACGCCGCUCAUGCGCCAGGGCAGCGCGCAGCCGAAGAAGAACCAUCGCCACACGGCGAGCAUCGCGAGCCUCAUACGCUCGGAGGAGCGCGGCGAGGAGGGCUGGAGCCCCAUCGGAGGGUCGUUCACCCUCCCGCCGACGCCGACGCAGCGGUAAUAGGUGUGUGUGACGGGGUAUUUAAGCGGGUGUAUCUGGUGGAAGCGUUCUCCAUGGCGUUAUACCCCCACAUCUUUCUUUUUUUCAUAGCAUGUAUAUAGGCCCGAGGCUGGGUACGAUAGACCAACCGAUGUAAUGUACCCUUACAUAAUUUAAAC
This is a messenger RNA of Phanerochaete carnosa HHB-10118-sp, 1599 nucleotides long. RefSeq lists its product as uncharacterized. NCBI's taxonomy places the organism in Eukaryota, Fungi, Basidiomycota, Agaricomycetes, Polyporales, Phanerochaetaceae. Gene Ontology annotation, cellular component: inositol phosphoceramide synthase complex. The record is from RefSeq and is a predicted model, not a curated record. The transcript is spliced from 3 exons. The coding region runs from base 137 to 1441 and encodes 434 amino acids. Gene Ontology annotation, biological process: sphingolipid biosynthetic process; inositol phosphoceramide metabolic process. Gene Ontology annotation, molecular function: inositol phosphoceramide synthase activity.